GGGAGGGGAGGAAGAGGGAGGGAGGUAAGAGAGGUGAGGAGGAGGAGGGAGAAGAAGGAGAAACAGAAGAACAAGGUCCCGGUUGAGGAAUUCUGGACAUAAACAGCGUGAAAAUGACGAUGUCCGUCCCGGAGAGGAAAUCAGGAUCGGAGGGGAAGGAGGAGGAGAGCGAGGAUGAGAGCGAGAUCGUGGAGGAGAGCCCGUGCGGCCGCUGGCAGAAGCGCAAGGAGCAGGUCAGCCAAGGAAAUGUCCCCGGGGUGGAGAGUGCGUCCCUGGCCAUGGACACAGAGGAGGGUGUGGAGGUGGUGUGGAACGAGGUGCUCUUCUCCGACAAGAAGGUCUUCAAAGCACAGGAGGAGACGAUCAAGGAGAUGUUUGAGAACCUGAUGCAGGUCGAACACCCGAACAUCGUCAAGUUCCACAAGUACUGGCUGGACAUGCAGGAGAGCCAGGCUCGGGUUAUAUUCAUCACAGAAUACAUGUCGUCAGGCAGCCUCAAGCAGUUCCUGAAGAAAACUAAGAAGAACCACAAGACCAUGAAUGUGAAGGCCUGGAAGAGAUGGUGCACUCAGAUUCUCUCAGCUCUCAGUUAUCUCCACUCCUGUGAUCCACCAAUAAUCCAUGGCAACCUGACGUGCGACACCAUCUUCAUCCAGCACAACGGCCUCAUCAAGAUCGGCUCAGUGUGGCACCGGCUAUUUGUUAAUGUGUUUCCAGAUGCCAGUCUUCACGGUAAAGAGAGGCAACAUCGUGACGAGCAGAGGAAUCUGCAUUUCUUCGCUCCGGAAUACGGAGCCGGAGAAGAUGAUUACGCCAUGGACAUUUUCUCCUUUGGCAUCUGCGCUCUCGAGAUGGCAGUACUGGAGAUCCAGGCCAACGGGGAUAUAGCUGUUUCCAAGGAGGCCAUCGUCAAUGCAGGUCAAUCUCUGGAAGACCCUCUCAUGAGAGAGUUCACACAGUCUUGUUUGCGUCACGAAAGAAAGCUCCGUCCCACGGCUCACGACCUUCUGUUCCACCGGGUCCUGUUCGAGGUCCACUCCCUCAAACUGCUCGCCGCCCACUGCCUCAUCAAUAACCAGUACUUGCUCCCUGAGAACUGUGUGGAGGAGAAAACCAAGUCCUUUGACCCCAGUGCUGUCAUGGCAGAGAUUAAACACGAGGACAGACCGGGAGUUCAGCUCAAAUAUUCACACGUGUCUCCUUUGGAGCUUGAUAAGUUCCUGGAGGAUGUGAAGAAUGGGAUUUACCCUCUGAUGAACUUUGCAUCGUCCCGGCCUCAUCCCGUCCCUCGAGCCCUGUCCUUGUCUCACGAGCAGGUCGAGACAGUGAAGACGCCGACUCCUGAACCUCAGGAGACAGAAUCUAGAAAGGUUGUUCAGAUGCACUGUAAUUUGGAGUCAAAUGAAGAAGGGACCAAAACUCAUCUCUCGUUGUUUCUGAAGAUGGAUGAUAAACUUCACAGGCAGCUCAGCUGUGACAUCCUUCCAACUGACACCUCCAAAGACCUUGCCAGUGAACUUGUUCACCAUGCCUUCAUUACUGAGGAGGACAGUGAGAAGGUGGCGGGGUUCCUGGAGGAUGCCAUCAGCCGACACCGGGUCAAAGCACUCGCCUCUGGCAGCACACAGUGAGGAGAGGGUCACAACGAUGUCGGGCCCGGACUUAAGGGGCCCACAGUGUUGACCAUAAGGAUGAAGACAGGGAGAGGGCAGGAUCACACAGCCGGGAUCAGAGGGGAGCCGACCCAUUUGGGGAUAAAACGGGGACAAAUGCAGAAGGACGCUGGGUCUUGACAGUCAGUAAUCCAUCCCAGAGAGAAGGAGGAGACGCGGGCACUGAGAGACGAACUGAAGGCACCUCUGGUUGGACGACUAGAGGCAUCAUGGCCGUGUUCAGCAAUCCCACAAUGCAGCGGCAGAUCGACAAACUCCCUGCCUAAAAGGGCUAUCACGCCUUAAUAUAUUUUACAACUAAGGUUUUAACCAUAAUGUCACUAAUCAGAACGGAUAUGUUUCACUUUGAAAUGCAGCAGCCGCCUUUGCAGGAACGUUUUAUCGCUCAUAAGCAUAAUUUUGCACUCCAACGUCCACGUUGAUUGGUGACGACUUACUCUGAAAUGUAAACAAAGUCAUUUACUAAGGCCUCUCUCUCCCUCCUCAGCCAGAACAUUCAUUUUAUUACCUUUUUGGGGAAUUUAAUAUUCCAUAAAACCUGUACUGUUCAUCCUUAUUUAUUUAUGUUUAACUGUGAACAAUAGCAUCUAACACGUUUUUCUUUUUUAUUAUUAUCUGCAAAAUUAACACACCUUACUGCGCUCUCGGGUUAAAGGCUCUUUCUCCCGGAGGUAAACACGCCGCGCCUACAUGUAGUGAUGAGAUGAUGCCUCUCUUUUAGCCUGUAGUGCUCUUAAGGGUUUUCCCUGUAAAAGUGUUCUGAAAGCCAAAGACUUGCAAAGUGCCUGAUAUGGCAAUGUACUUCGGACAAAGAUUUCCUAAUGAAAAAAUCACACCCAACUUGAAUUUUGUUCUAAUAUUCAGGCUGACUGUUUUAAAACUAGAAAUAUUUGAGACUCAUAUCCACAAAGUCCACAAAGUCAGCCUGUGAGAAUAGGAGCAUGAACUCGACACACCCGACAAUGGGAGCUCCAUUAAGAGCUGCAGCCGCUGUACAUUGGACAAAUGGAUCAGAGGAUAAUUCUCUCUGCUCCAGUCAAUAUUGGUUUUGGAAGAGCUGCAGCUUAUGUAAAAAAAAAAAAAUCGUAAUACAUCAUGAGAGGCCUGAGAUUUAGAGUCAUAGUCGUACGUGAAUGGGAGAAAAGGUUUUGGUGAUUUGACCUUAAGACUUAUCAAUACAAAAACUAUAUUGUUAAUAAAUGUUACUGCUAUACUUAUUUUGUUGUAUCCCCCCAAAACCAGAUGGGAAUACUUUCUAACAAUGAAUUUGAUUUGUAAACAGGUCUGGAGGAGUUUAAAGGGAAAAAUCCACCCAAGUGUUCUGAAACCUUAUGGUGCAAGUAGAGAAUAUUCAAGGUAAAAGUGUCUUGGUGAGGUGUCUGGCCAUCUGGCAAAAGACAAUAUCUUAAUUUAUGCAGCAAUUCUCCAAAUAAUGUUACAAAGUGCUGCAUAUACUAAAAUAAGAACAUACAGACAACAUGAUAACAAAUAAAAACACUCAAAAACAAAUAAAAACAAUGUAAAGAAUUUUAAACGUGACCCAUAAAGAUUAUGAGAAUAGAAUUUAGUAAAAUCAAGAAAUGCGGUACAAUAAAAGUACCAAGCUUUGUUUUAAAGGAAGUUACUGACUCAGCCCGCAGUAUUUCCUCGGGCAGGUUGUUCCAGAGCCUCUAAACUAACAUUACUGCUCCAUAGGGAUGAGAUCUAGGGAGUUGCAUCAUUUUCAUACUCAUCAAGCUGCUUAUUGACCCCCUCGUGAUUUUAAUCUUAGUAAUGGAGGAUUGAUGCACUGCAGCCAUGAUACGAUAACAUCCCUCUCUAAGUAACCGUCAGCUGAGGCAGCGUCUGUCUUGUGUUCUGUUCCUCACAUGUCACAAAUUAAGUCACUGUUGCUAUUGACACACUCAGCUGAACUCAAGCCCCAACAAUGGAACCUCUUUCAACAUCACUGGGAUCUGUUCCUUCUCCCAUCUUGAUACAACAUCAAAAUUAACUGGAUUCAACAUUUUCAUACAUUCAAGUGGGACUUGAGUUAAUUGCUACUCUGCAUCAUGAAGUGCAUCUGCAUCGUUUCUCUUUCUCCACUCGUUCAUUCAGUUUUUUUCCCGCUUUAAUGGUUUAUCUGUUUAUAUUUGUAUCUCAAAAAGAUUUUAUGAUGGAUAAGCAUUCAGCAUUUCCAUUGGCUUCUGAAACAUCAUUUCUGACUGAAUGUUCUGUGUGAUGCCCAUUUCCAAGAACAAAAUGUGAUUCUGUUUGAGACAAUGUCAGAGUGAACCUUGGAAUAGAUUUCACCGCAGCCCACGCAAAACACAAAAAUAGGAAACAUCUUCGGCUCUGCGAGAUUUGCUCGUAUAAAAGCUCAAUAUUUGCACCAUAAAAUAACUUUUGGGUGGAUUUUUUCUCUACAAAAAACAGUGAAAUGUCUUAAGAGUUUUCAGGAGAAUGCUCUCAUCUGUCAGACUCACUUAGUUCUGCUUCAUUUGCUUCCUGGGUGUGUAAAGUGGCAGUUUCAUAACAGUUGCACUGCUGUACAGUCGUUGCUUAUAGUGCUUACUUACUAUAACUCUGUGUCGAGCCUUUUUAUCAGCGUGUCCUUGAAGACAGAGGCCCUGAAUUCAACCAGACAUUCACUUGCUAGAGGCCGUGGUGUACAUAUUUGUUUGUGGCUAUUAAAGGGGGGUUUACUUUGGAUAGAAAUUCAAAGCAAAGCCAUUGCUCUCAUUUGAUCUGUAAGCUGCAUGUCUUAAUAGCCUGCAACCAUUCAAAACUUAGCAUUUUGCCUUUUUCUCAGUCACAGUUCGGUCCCACCGGGGACCCGACCAAGGAAAUGAAUGUUUAGACUGUGCAAACAUGACAAAAAAAAAAAUCCAUAUCAGUCUUACAUUAUGUCUGAUUACUUUUGUUUCCUGUGACUCUGUUGAAUGAAAUUUGCCUUUGGAUGUGUUCCACUUAAACCUUUGUUAAAUAUCGUUGGUACUGCAAUCAAUUAAAUGACAAUAAACUAUAUGUAAAAUGUU
Platichthys flesus (European flounder) is the source of this 4690-nucleotide messenger RNA. It is a transcript of the gene nrbp2b, whose product is annotated as nuclear receptor binding protein 2b. Lineage: Eukaryota; Metazoa; Chordata; Actinopteri; Pleuronectiformes; Pleuronectidae. Gene Ontology annotation, cellular component: endomembrane system; cytoplasm. Gene Ontology annotation, biological process: endoplasmic reticulum to Golgi vesicle-mediated transport; protein phosphorylation; intracellular signal transduction. The coding region runs from base 114 to 1631 and encodes 505 amino acids. Gene Ontology annotation, molecular function: protein serine/threonine kinase activity; ATP binding. The transcript is spliced from 18 exons. The record is from RefSeq and is a predicted model, not a curated record.